AUGUCAUCCAUCCGCGCAAUUAUCACACCUCAACUUCGAGCAGCUAUCAAGCCUCGAACGUUUCGUCUUCAACAAAGUCCUAUCCGUUUCCAAAUCGCAGCCAUGUCCGCUAUUUCCGACGCCAUUAUCAAAGACCACCGCGAGCUGAAGGAUUACUACAAUGAGGUAGUCAACUCGCGUGACCACGAUCAUCAGCAAAAAUUCGGUAACCAAUUUGUUUGGGAGCUGGCGAGACAUUCAAUCGGAGAGGAGUUGAUUGUUUACCCGGCUAUGGAAAAGUACAUGGGUGCAAAGGGAAAGAGCUUGGCCGACGAAGAUCGCCAGGAACAUCACGAGGUCAAGGAGCAUCUCAAAGUUUUCCAAAAUCUCAGUUCCACGGACCCAGAGUACGUACCUAAGAUCAAAGCGAUCUGGAGUUUGUUGGAGAAGCAUAUCGAAGAGGAAGAAAAUCGCGACCUGCCCGCUCUUGAAGAAGCCCUCAAAUCGCAGGCGCAGGAAACUGAGUCUCUGGCGAAUCAAUUCUCCAGGACAAAGCAGUUUGUCCCUACGCGAAGCCAUCCCAGUGCUGGUGAGAAUCCACCUUUUGAGACAGUGAUGGGACUCAUGGCCGCGCCUGUCGAUAAGCUCAUGGAUAUGUUCCGCAAAUUCCCCGAUAAGAGGGAGUUGUAA
Fusarium venenatum is the source of this 669-nucleotide messenger RNA. RefSeq lists its product as uncharacterized. Lineage: Eukaryota; Fungi; Ascomycota; Sordariomycetes; Hypocreales; Nectriaceae. The record is from RefSeq and is a predicted model, not a curated record.